AAGAAAAGGUAAAUAAGAAUUAAGAAAGGCCUCUGUCUCCCGAUCGUCGUCUCUCAAAAUUUAUUCCUCAGAUCUUCCAAUCUUCAACCCAAAACAUUAAGGAGAGAGAAAGUGGAGCAGAUUGAGACAAUUUUCAGGUUUGAAAUCUCUGGUUGGAGCUCUUUUAUCUCAAUCGCAGCAUCCAAUUCUUCUCCCUUAUCUCAGGUGUAGAAUUGUAAUAUUUCUAAGUCAAUCGGUGAUUGCUUAUUGUGUUAAACCAUCAUGGGAGAAUUGAUGUACGAAAUCGGGCAAAAUGCGUAUAUAAAGCUAGUGUUACAUGCCUUAAAGCAUAAGGCGAGCCCCGUUAAUGGAGUUUUGGUUGGCCGCUUUGAUGGUGGAAAGGGAGUGGUUGAAAUUACUGAUGCUAUCCCUCUUUUUCAUUCCAACAUUGGUCUCCUCCCUGCUCUGGAGAUCGCCCUGAUGCAAAUAGAAGAAAAAUAUGCAAGUCAAGGUUUGAGCUUGGUGGGUUACUUCCAUGCAAAUGAAAGGUCCGAUGACAAUGAUCUCGGCAAUGUGGCCAAGAACAUCGGAGAUCAUAUUUGUCGGUACUUUCCCCAGGCUGGAGUUCUCUUGUUGGACAAUAAAAAACUCGAAGCUUUACCAAAAGUGAAAGAUCGCAGCCCUGUAAUGCAGCUGUAUUCAAAAGAUGGAUCCAAAUGGAAAGUAGAGGAGAGUGGUCGGCUAGUAUUGAAGGAGCCAUCAGCAAACAUAAUAUUAUUGGAUUAUGCAUCAACCCAGAAAUGGGAGGAAAUUGUAGACUUUGAUGAUCACCUUGACGACAUUAACAAGGACUGGCUAAAUGCUGAAUUAUUCAAGUGAGACUUGUGAAUCUAAGAACUCAUCUGAGCUUGAUCUGGUUGAAUAUUUAACUAUUGAACUUGGAGCAAAGAACAAUCAGAUGGAUUGAUAGGCUCAGAUCUCACGAGUAUUGUUCUUGUCUACAUUCUUGGAAGUUUUGGUAAUUCAAAUGAAGUAUUUAUACUGCCUUGUGGCUUUCUCACAUUAUCAAGAGCUAAUCAGGAUUUUGACCAAUUUGUAUUUGUGAAGACUUUACAAGUCUUCACUUUCAUUACUCUUGUUUGCUCUUUUCUUAAUUUAUCAGCAACUAGAAAGGUGGAGUAGUUAAAUUUAAAUCCAAUUUGUUUUGACAAGCAA
Spinacia oleracea (spinach) is the source of this 1194-nucleotide messenger RNA. RefSeq names its product ER membrane protein complex subunit 8/9 homolog. Gene Ontology annotation, cellular component: EMC complex. The coding region runs from base 262 to 858 and encodes 198 amino acids. The transcript has 6 exons. The record is from RefSeq and is a predicted model, not a curated record. NCBI's taxonomy places the organism in Eukaryota, Viridiplantae, Streptophyta, Magnoliopsida, Caryophyllales, Amaranthaceae.